CCUCUCGCGUGGCAUCGCCGUCGCCAACUUGGACCAACUCUUCUUCGUCCUUUGCGCGUGUAGUACCAGCGGGCAAGCAAGCAAGCGGUGUGCAGUGUUCAGUUCUCAAUGUGUGCUUUGUUUAUCUCGUGCGCCUCGUUCGCGUCGCGUGCUCGGUUGUGAUAAAUUAUUGUAUGUACGUGCGGUUAUGAUGACAUUUAAAUUUUAGUUUCACCGUGAUAUCACAACCGUUCGGAUGUUUCUGCGCCUUUCUCCGCAACUUGAAAAAAAAAGUUCUCAUGAAAAGUGUGUCCUCCUGUUCUUAUAAGAUUGGUUGGGACUUGUAUCAUUAUAUCAUGGUUUGGUGACAAACCAGUUUAUGGGAUUCGGUUUUCAGAGAAUUUAUCAGCUUACAACGAAAAGUUACUCAAGUGGAAAUGGCUUUUAGGUGUUUAUCUAGAAGAAAGCGAGUGUAAUAUAGUCUAAGCAAAUACCGUCGGGAUUGUAAAAAAUAACUGAUAGAACGAAGACCACAACAACGAGCAUAAUAAAAUAAGCAAAACUUUUUUAUCCGGAAUACGUGAAAUGAAAGUAUCAGACCAAAGCCUAUUUUUUGGCUAGUCCGUGUGUGUGUGUGUGUGUGUGUGUGUGAGAAGUGAAACAAUGAAUCUGGACUCGUUACCACGACCUGAAACAAUUCACGUAACGGCGCCGGGAGCUACCACCGUGCGGCCACCGCAAACCAUGCCGCAGCGAUCGCCGUUCGCAAUUCAGGAGCUCCUCGGCCUGAGCGACAGCUCCCGGCCUAGUGGCGUGGUGUCCGCCGUGACACCAUCGCUCUACCCGGGAAUGGGCCAAAGCCCGUUUUCGUCGGAUUCGCACCAGAUGCAGAUGGCCUCGCGGAUGGCCUACUUUAACGCGCACGCAGCCGUUGCGGCGGCAUUUCUGCCGCACAAUAUGGCUGCGAGCGCUGCCGGAGGGCCGUUACAGCUGCAUCACCAAACGAGCGGCGGUUUCCCGCAUUUGAAAUCAACCUUCGGAUCCGCCACCAGCCCAUGCUUACCAGGAGGAGUGGAUUCCAGCAAAGAUUACACGUUAGAAAAUAUCAAUGGAUACGGCAAGAAAAAGAAAAAGAAGCGGAGGCAUAGCCGAACGAUAUUCACCAGCUACCAGUUAGAUGAGCUAGAAAAAGCCUUCAAAGAAGCACACUACCCAGAUGUAUAUGCUAGAGAAAUGCUAUCGCUUAAAACAGAUCUUCCAGAGGAUAGGAUACAGGUACGUGGUAGAUAAAAUGAAAUAUUGUUUUAAUUAGAACAAUUAUCCAGAACGAGUCACAUGGAAAGUAGAAUUUAUAUGCUAAACUGCAUUGAGGACAGCACCAACAAAAGAAAAUCAAGCUUAUAAUGAUAUGCAAGGCGUUGAUCGCUGUCACAUAAAUAUUCUAAAAAUUUCAUUAGCAUUGUUUUGAGUUGUCCAGGUGAGAAUCAUGAGCCACACCAGACAUUUCAAAACAUACAAUAGUCGUCAAGCGUAGGAAUUUCUUCCCAAAUCUGUUGAUGCCGUCGGGCUGAAAUUCGCACUCUGCUGAUGCUACACG
Molecule: messenger RNA, 1576 nt
Organism: Culex pipiens pallens (northern house mosquito)
Lineage: Eukaryota; Metazoa; Arthropoda; Insecta; Diptera; Culicidae
Product: visual system homeobox 2-like
Exons: 4
Coding region: 643-1269 (208 amino acids)
Biological process (GO): regulation of transcription by RNA polymerase II
Cellular component (GO): nucleus
Molecular function (GO): sequence-specific double-stranded DNA binding
Source: RefSeq, a predicted model, not a curated record